This is a messenger RNA of Schistosoma bovis, 14511 nucleotides long. NCBI's taxonomy places the organism in Eukaryota, Metazoa, Platyhelminthes, Trematoda, Strigeidida, Schistosomatidae. The record is from the annotation of a GenBank genome assembly.
UUACAAACUGUAAAAAAUGUGGCCAACCAAUGUUUAUUGCAUGUGGAUUUUAAGACCCAACAAGAUUUCAGCAUGUAUAUUGAAUCCAAACAGAAAGAAUUGGACGGUAUCUAUGAUGUACUUCAUACAAAAUUGGAUCAGUUCACUAUACAUUCAAUUUAUUCUAAUAUUUAUAUGAAACAAUUAAACAGUAUUUUAGAGAGAUUGGGUAUUAUACGUGAAGAAAUAAUUAAACCCAUAACCAUUGAUCUGAUCAAUAAAAAUUCAAACAAUAUUGUUUCACUUAUUAAUAGCCAUGAUUUAAAUACUUCAGAAAUUUAUCAACUACGAGAAGAAGCUCUACAAUUAAUUUCAAAUAUAACUUCAAUUGAGUUAAAAUCAAUAAUUUUGAAAGAUCCAAAUCAUUAUAUCAACUUGAUAAUUCAUAUAAAAUGGAAAUUUCAAGAAUUAAAUAAUUUAGAAUUUCAUCAUGAAAGUAUUCAAUUAUUCAAUAAUCAAUUAACUUUAUUCUAUUCAUCUUUAAUUAAUAAUGAUAAUAAUAAUACAUCAAUUCAACAACAAAAUAACUGUGAUUCUAUUAAAAGUUUAGCUUCUAGACGAAGAGAAUUUUUAAUUCAAUACGAUAUACAAUGUAAAUUCUUCUUUGAAAAAUUAAAUUUGAUUAAAGUACAAUUUGAAAUUAUCAAACAAAUGUUCUCAUGUUGUAUGAAACAAGAUAUUCUUAAUAAUAGUGAUGAUUUAAUAGAUUCACAUUCAUUACAAUCACCAUUUAUCAAUGUUUAUGCAUGUUUCAAUACUAUGAAACAGUUCUUAAAAUCAUAUUUUGAACAGUUGAAAAAAAUCGAAUCAUUUAUUAAAACAAUUGAAUACGACCCAAUCUUCUUAAUUUCAAUGACAAUACAACGCGUACUUACAAACGAGUCAAAACAAUUGAUUAAUAAUGAAUUAUGUAAUAUUUAUCAGAUGAUAAUAUCAAACGUGAUUUAUUGUGAACGACAAAUUAAUUGUAUCGGAUAUCUAUUGAAUCGAGUUGAACGCUUAUUUAGGGAAUAUGAACACUACUAUAAGUCAGUUAUUGAUAAGAUCUCAAACGAUUUCUAUUCACUAAAACAAAUAAAAGAUUAUAUUGGGAUAUUAGAUGCUUUUCACUACUGGAUAAAUCAAGUGGAAGGUGAAUUUCAAGCGAUCAAACAAAAUGGUGAUACAUACACUUUGACAGAUAUUUAUUAUACGAAAGAAAUGCAAAUUUAUAUGGAACCUUUGUAUGAAUCUGUUGUGAUACAUUUGAAGCAAGCGAGGGAUAUCAUAGUCAGUCGCUUAACCAAUCUACAUAAUCGUUUAACUGUAUUAAAUCAAUUACAAAUUAAUUUUAUACAACAUUGGAAUUACAAGCCUUCCAUUCAUCGUUACCGUACUCAAAGUUUAUCCUCUAAUACAGCUUUAAAAUGUCCUCCGGUAAAGAUAAAAAUUCAUAAACGAUCCAAUUCAUCAUCAUCAUCAUUAAUAACAAGUUUCCAUCCUACAGACAUUAUUACAGAUCAUCCAAUCAGUUUAACAUAUUUUUUAGGGAAGAACGAUCUGUCACUGAAUUGUUCGUCAAGUUUCUUCAAGAAUAAGAAAUUGAUUAGAAACAAUGAUGCACUAAUUACUGACAUAAUUUGUAAUUUCAAGCAUUCGAGGAAUUCCAUACAAUCACCAUGCACUGAAUCAACUUCAUCUACUUUAUGUUAUUCACAAAAUGAAGAAAAUAACUCAAAUUUGGAAGAAAUAAGCACACAAAUUAUCACAGAAACAUUACCGGAAGUUAUCAAUUCAAAGAAUAAUUCACCUGAUAGAAUCAUGUCAUUCCCUACAUCAAUCAGUUUUGACGAGGAUUUCAAUCUUACACAUGAUAAUGGUCAUGUUAUAAAAGAUUGGACAACUAAGAAGGAAAAAUUGAUCGAGAAUUUUUCAAGUUUUAUUCAGGAAUAUGAGGUUUGUAGUAAAAACAAUACACCUAUUCAAACUGAGAACAGGUUGGAGGAUAGAUGUACUAAACAGUUCCACUCUGACGAUCACUAUUUCGGUUCAAUGAAAGAAACUUCGCAUAAGGGAAAUUCGUAUGCUUUCGUUCCAUCAUAUUUGCACAUAUCCAAUGAUAUUGAUGCUUCAUCAUUAUCCUCAUGUAGUACAGAAAAAGGUGCCAACUUUAUGUUGAAUGGCUGUUCACUGCAUACAUUGCUUUCAAAGUCGUAUAACAAUUUACUACAGAUUACCAAGAGAUUUCAAUCAAGUUUAAUCAAUUUUAACAAAACCAAUCUUACAGUAUUAAACAAUAUCAAUUUAGAUAAUGAGUUGAAUAUCGAUCAAAAUAUCUUUGAUGAUGAAACUCAGCUAUCUAUCUUCAAUCCACUUCAUUCUCCAUUGGUAAUCUAUUUAGAUCGUAUGCUGAACUACUUCAAUACUACAUCUGAUAAAAAUGAUUUAACUACUGAACAAAAUGAAUUAACAUUUAUAGAACAUAAUCUAACCAAUAUGUGGAAAUACUUUAACGAAAUUAUUUUAAAUAUGAAAAUGAAUAGUAAACAGUUUAACUUAGCUGAUGAUUUCAUGAAAUUGGUGGAUAAUAACAUGGUAACCAUUUAUUUCGAAAAUACAUCUUCUGAUUUAUUUGAUCAAUUAAUCAUAUUGACUAAUGAAAUUCAUUCAUCAAUUAGAGAUUUAAAUAAACAUUUGUCAAAAUUAUCCUCUUUUGAGCAUGAACCAUUUCCAUUACCAAAUUUAUGGUGUACAUUAUUUAAAACAACAGAUUUAUUAUGCAUAGAAAUGAUUUAUUCACGUAUUUUGAUACUUAUUUUCUACUUUGCCUAUAAAUCAUUGUUAUUUAUUUAUGAUAUAUUAAGUGUGUAUAGUGUUAGUCGAAUAAAGAAUACAUUUAAAAGGAAUUCGAGUAAUAACUUCAUGGAUACUUCAAAUAACAAUUAUCUGAUAAUUUUAUUAAAUGAAUUCAAUUACUUACAAUAUAUUUUAAAUCAAAUAAAUCCAUCUAAUUCUUAUCAUUCAAUCAAUCAACAAUCUAAUGAAUUUUUAAUACAAUUUACUACAAUUUAUUUAUUAAAUAAAUAUAAUUCUGAUCAAUAUUCAAUAAAUUUAUUUAAUCUAUUAAAUUCAUUUAUUGAUUGUUUUAAUCAAUCAAUUAAUUUUCCAUUAAAUAUCAUUAAAACAAUACAAAGUAAUGUCAAAUCAAAUGAUCCCAUUCAUGAUAAUGAUGAUGAUGUUAUAAUGUCGAAUAAUACAUUGAAAAAUCUAAUCAUCAUGGGUUCAUCUAGCUGUGUGAAAACAUCAAUAACUAUGAAUUCAUUAAAAACUGUACACAUUUUCAAAUAUUUAUUCAUUGUCAUUGAAUUGUUAGUUAAUAUACCAGUAUUAACAAUGAAAGAAUUAGAAAAUAGAUAUAAUAAGAAUUUGGCCUUAUUUUCUCAGAUUUAUUCUAUUUGUUAUCGAUUACAUCUCCUGAACGAAUCCAGCAAUACUGCGACAGUGGAUAACCAACCACUACAGUAUGAAGAAUGUAAAUCACGUAUUCAACAACAACAAAUUACAGAUCUUAUCACUCAAGGUUUAGAUUUAAACCAUAAAUUAAUGAUAUGGUCUGCAAACUGUCAUAGUCUGCUAGACCGAUGGAAACGAUUAAGCACUCAAGUAGAUUGGUUCAAUGUGCAUAUACAAAACUUAUGGAAUCGAUUACCUGAAACACCAAUGCCAAAUCCACCUCAAUUCAAGUUGGAUUACCUACUAUUAGAGACUAAUAAAAAGAAUCAGUUUAUUAAUGAUAUAAAAUUUAUAUCACCAAUUCAAGUAUCGUACAAUAUUUUAAUUUCUGCAAAUUCUCUAGAUGCAUUAUUAUACUAUAAAAGUUGGAUAGAAAACAUUUUUAAAUCUUUUAAAAGUUUAAUGCCUAUUUGUGAAGCUAUUUUGUGUGAAGGUCACUCAUUGACUAAUGAAUUACUUCAUAUAAAUACAAUGAAUAGUCAUGAAAAUGUUGUAGAUAUUAUCGAAGGUGCUCAGAAGACGUCAUCAUCUUCGGAAUCUUUCAAUCAUAAUGAUAAAAAUAAUGAUAAUAAUAAUACAUUUUGGAAUAAAGAGUUUAAAAUAUUUUGGGAUUUAGUAAUUGAAUGGUUGUUCAAUUUACUAGUUGAAUUCAAUCAACAAAUUUUCUAUAUUCAAUCAUUAGAAAAUUGUAUAAAUGAUUUAACAUUAUGGAUUACAUCAAAAAAGAACCAACUUGAUCCUAUUAUGAAACAAUAUAAAAUUCAAAUGAAACAAUAUCCAAAUGAUUUAUAUCGAAAUAUCAAAAGAUUCAAUGAAAUUGAUUUCAUCAUUAGUGAUUUAUAUGUAAAUGAGAAAAUGGUUCAAUUAAACAAUUUAAAAUUGUACAUUGAUCAAUUGAACAAGAAUCCAUUACAUUGUCAAAAUUAUUUAUUUUAUUCCCGUCUUAUGAAUUCAAGUCAAUGGAUUAUUAAAGUUUAUAAUGAUUGUCUUUUAUAUUAUAAACAAAUUCUAGAUCAUUAUCAACAAAUUAUUCUAAGAAAUAUUCUACAGUUGUCUAUUAAUAAUGAAAACUAUUCAACCAUUUUCAAUGUACUAUACUACUAUCAUUCUCAAGAUUGGUUCAAUUUAAUCAUGAAAAGAUUCUCUGAUCAUGAUUUAAGAUUUAUUCAAUUGAAUGGAAUCUCUAAUCAAAUCCUUUAUGAUAUAACUCAAAAUCUAUAUCGUCAAUUAGAAAUUCGUUUACCUAUUCUCUUAGAAUUAUACAAUUUAGAACAACAAUUAUGGAAACAUUAUAAAGAUUGUGAUGAUGAUAGUAAUAAUAAUACAAUAAUUUCUUAUUCAGAACAACUCGUUCAAUGCAAGAAACAUAUGGAAACAUUGAAACAAGUUCAAAUCAAUUUGUUAACUGAUCUUAAUGAAUAUGAACAAUUAAAUUUGUGUUUUAAUCAAUUAUUCAUUGAAAUUGAAGUGUUCAAUAUAAAAUAUCCUGAUAUGACGAUAUAUACAGAUGUAGAUAAGAAUUUUUUCUCAAAGUAUAUUUUUAUUGAACUAUUGAAUGUGAAAAAGACCAAUGAAAAUUUAAGAAAACAUUUUAAUUUACGUUUAAUAUUAUUAAAAAAUAAAACUGAACAAUUUAUAUCCAAUUCAAAAUUAACACAAAUGAAUACAUUGAAAUUAAUCAUUGACCUUUAUAAAAUUCCCAUGAAUCAAAUCAAUCAAUAUUUAUUUAAAAAUGAAACAUUGAAUACCCUAUUAGAAAAAUUAAAUUUUAUCAAUGUUCAAUUAUAUAACAAUAUUAUUGAAUAUAAUGAUUCUGUUGAAAAUGAUCAAUUAUUGUUAUCAAAUAAUAAUAAUAAUAAUAAUAAUAAUAAUAAUAAUAAUAAUAAUAAUAAUAAUAAUAGUGAUUGUUUAACAUCAGUAGUCAUUGAAAAUUUAGUUAAAUUUUACCAAUUUUCACAUCAAUUAAUUCAUUUAUAUGGACGAGUAAAUUUUCUACAACAAAUAAGUGAACAAUUUAAUUUGAUCAAAAAUUUUCAUGAUUCUAAAUCAUUCGUCCAUGAUCAUGAUCAUCGUCAUCAUCAGUUGAUCACAUCUUUAUUGUUAAAUUUUCUGAAUGAAAUUCAUGUAUUAAAGAGAUAUUGGGCAUAUAAUGAGAAUAAUGAUAAUGUUAUGAUUCAGACUGAUCAGUCGACUUUCCAACAAUUUAUAAAUUAUGGUCAAAGAAUUUUGGAUUUAUGUCAAUGUGAUUUGAAUUGUUUCAUUUGUGAAUAUAUUCAGUUAUCCACCAAGUCAUUACUAACGGAAUUUACUACAGUUCGUCUUACUGUAGUAGAAAGACUGGAACAGCUUUAUUCCAAUCUUCAAAUCCAUAUCGAUCAGUUCGGAAAGUCUCAGACACUUUACGCGAGUAUUAUGCGUCAAUUAAAGCAAUCCAAAGAUAUAUGUGAGGCAAAUAUUAAAGAGUUGUUAAUUGAUAAUCAUUGCAUAUGUAGUUCACAUCUACAUAGUAAUAUUGUUGCGAAUACCAACCUUAACCUUGAUAAUCCUGUUUUUGAUCACAUACCGCCUAGUUUAUCUUUGAUUAAUCUAGCUAAAUCUGCUUAUCAACAUACUUUAUUGUCUAAUGUAAAAGAAUUUUCUACUAAAUCGAUUAAAGAAUCAACAUUUUCAUUGAAUGAGGAGAUUUCCAAUUUGAUUCAAUUAACAAACCUAUAUUUAUGUCGAAUAAAACAUGAACGUAUACAUUGGAUAAAUUCAAUAGAAUAUUUACAAUCAAUUCAAUUGUAUCCAACUGGUGUAUUAUCAUCGAAUGAAAACGAAUUGGAACUUUGUAAUUCUCAAACUGACAAUAUCAUGAAUUUAGUGGAAACAAUUAAAAAUACUAUUUCAAUUAAUUUAUUCAAUGGUGGCAUUCACAAUUUGUAUAAUUUAUUAUCAUCUAAGUCAAUAAUGUUCAAUGUAAAAUUAGAAUACUUCAAUAACUUCAUGAAAUAUUUCACUAAUGAUAACAUGAUCAACAAGAAUGUGAUGAACAGCAAAGAUGAUUGUUAUAGUUGUGUAAAUUCAUAUCUGUUACAAAGAUUUAGUUUAUUAGAACAAAAUAUUAUCCGUUCAAUCGAGAGUUUGUUUGUAACAACCAAUGAACAUCCAUUCAAAUUCAAAUUAGAUGAUAUUAUCAAACAGUGUAUCAGUGUGAAUUCAUGGUAUAAUGAAUAUAUUCAAUUAGAACCAUUAUUCAUUUAUGUUUCUACGUACUCAUUCACUGUAAAAAGAUCUCAUCAGACCAUCUGUAACCAAAUUAACAAUGCUGCUAGUUUGCCAAACACUAUUUUGACAAGUGAUUGGCUUAUUCUUGGUAUUCGUUUACAUCAGCUUAAAUCAGUGUUACAUAUCAUUAUGAAUCAAUGGAUAAAUUUUGUAUCUGUAUGCAAUAAUAUUAAUGCUUUGUUAAAUAAUAUGGAAUUAUCAAAUGUUAUGAAUCAAGUAUAUCCACAGAAAUCCGGAUUUUCAUAUAUACAUCAGUCUUUAUGCUCUUUUAAUUAUCAAGAGGUGAUAGACGAGUUGAAAAGACAACAAAUAUUAUUCAACAGCCUAUUUGUUAACGAAGAGAAAAACUGUUCACAUGAUGUUACCAAUGGUUUGAUGGAAACAUUUCAAAAUUCAUCAUCUUCAUCGUCUAUCGUUCCUGAUGAAGUGAAUGAUGGUAUUAUACACAAUUGUUAUAUAACGAAUGAGAUAUUUCUUCCAUCUAGAUGUCCAGUAUUCUGUACAAUAUGUCAUAGAAAUCCUUUUAUAGAUAAUAAUAUUAAUAGUGUAUCUUCCAUGAAUGUGUUAAUCAAUGAACAAGAAGAACGUCUCAAAGCUUUAAAUAAAUACAAAGUUGACGACAAAAAGAAUACAUUAAAUUUUGAACAAAAUCAAAUUUAUUUAACUACAUUACAACGUCGAAUAGAUAUGAUUUCAGAAUGGAUUAUACAUUUUAUAGACGAAACAGUACUAUCAUCAUCAUUCAAUGAUGAACUCAAAGAAAAUGCAGAAAUGUAUGUAGAUCAAUUAAUGAAAAUUGAAGAGUUACUUCAAAUUUGUCACAGUGAAUAUGAAAAUAAUAUUGUUUAUUAUGUUAAUGAUAUCAAUGUACAAAUACAAUUAGAUUUAUCAAUACUACUUAUAAAUUGUCUACAAGUAUAUAUUAAUCAGUUAACACAAAAGAUUAAAUAUGAAUGUGAAGAGAUUUUAAUAUAUAUCAAGACAAAUGUGAAAUAUUUAAUUGAACAAAUGAAAAUGAUGUUAUCAGUUGAUGUUGAUGAUAUUAUGUGUAUACAAUAUCCAUGUUAUCAAAUUAAUCAGAGGAGAUGUACUUCAUUGAACAAUAUUCAGGAAAUUCAGUUCAAAUUGUUGUAUAUGACAUGUAUUCAUAAUCAUUUGGUUAAUUUAUGUAAAAUAGUCAAUUGGAGCAGCAUAAAUGCUCAUUCGGAUACAACAGUUUUACUGCGUCAAUUUUGUUGUUCCUAUACUUAUUUAAAUCGAAUAAAUCAAUACCUUGAAUACUAUAAUAAUACUUAUCAAGAUGAAACUACCGUUUCAAUAAAACUGGGGUCUGGUUCGACAUUAUCUGCUUUGAAUUCACUUCAAGAAGGAUCGAGACAGAAAAAUUCUAUAGAGUAUCCAUUACUAUAUCCUUUACACAUUGAAUAUAAAUUACAUAAGAAAUAUAUCUUAUCAAUAAAUGAUGAUGAUAAGAAGAAAAAAAUACUCGAUAAAUAUGAUUAUUCUAUGCUCAUUAUAAAUAAUAUAAAAAUGUAUUAUUCAACUAUUUUAUCAAAAAAUUUAUAUAUUAAUAAACUUAAUUUCUUUAUAAAUAUUAAACAAUUUUGUCAGAAAUAUACUACUUAUAUAUUGAAUAAUAGUAAUAAGUAUUGGUUAGAAAAUUAUUAUAAAAUAAAAUAUUUACAAAAUCAAAAAUCAAUUAAUCAAUCAAUAAUUGAUUUAUCUUAUUUUAAACAAAUGAAUGAUCUGAUCAUUAAUAGAAAUUUAUAUUCCGAUGUAAUAACAAAUAUGUUCACAUCUAAAGGUUAUAUAUAUGCAACAAAUAAUAAUGGAUUAACAUCUGAAAUGAAUUUAAGUAAUGCGAUGAAUCAACAAAAUCAUAAUGAAAAACAAGUCAUUCAAUAUGAACGAUAUCAGCGGAAUCAAUUACAGGAAUGUACACAUAUUAAUAGUCAUAGUUCUACAAGACAUUUAUCAGUGAUGAGAUCCAAAUGUUUACGUAGUGGUGUAGCUACAGAAGAAAAAAUUACUAUUGCUAGUAAUUCACUUAAGAAUUAUGUCAAGAGCUGUCAUUCACCUAAUCAAUUAUCUACCUCGUCUGUAAGAGUAGCAACAAGAAAGUCAAUAGGAAAUGUGAAUCAGUCAGAAAGAUUGAAAAAAUUUCAAAACUCUAAGCAUUUAGUUGAUAGCAUCUGUUCUUCAGAUGAUAACUUGGAUCAAAGUAGGCUAUCGAAUUCUGUAGCUAAAAAUAGUGUAUCUAUAAAUUCGGUUAUUGAUCAUUCAAAACGUACUUUGGUGAAACCUGACAUACUGUCCAAGAAACAAAUCAAUAAACAAGAUCCUAAUAAAACUUAUGAAAAAAACCGUCUACGUUUAACUGCUCGGUCACAUCAAAAUCAAUCACACACUGCGCUCCCGUCUAAAUCACAAGGAAAUGUGAAUCAGUCAGAAAGAUUAAAAAAAUUCCAAAACUCUAAGCAUUUAGUUGAUAGCAUCUGUUCUUCAGAUGAUAACUUGGAUCAAAGUAGGCUAUCGAAUUCUGUAGCUAAAAAUAGUGUAUCUACAAAUUCGGUUAUUGAUCAUUCAAAACGUACUUUGGUGAAACCUGACAUACUGUUCAAGAAACAAAUCAAUAAACAAGAUCCUAAUAAAACUUAUGAAACAAACCGUCUACGUUUAACUGCUCGGUCACAUCAAAAUCAAUCACAAAAACAGCACCCAGCAGUGAUAUUGCCGUCUUCUACCUCUUCUGUUAGUUAUAGAUUAUCGAAUGUAAAUCGGCCACAAUCUUCAACACCAUUAGGUAAACCUCGUACUUCAUGUUUAUCGAAUUCCAAAGUUAGUUCAAAUAAAUACUCAGUAAUCAGACGAACAAGUACACUACGGACUCUUUGUUUAUGCUUUUAUGCUGUAGAAAUUUAUCAUGAAGAUUUAUCUUUUACAUUCGCUUAUCUCCCUCAAUUGGUCCCUGAUGAUUUGGCUGGACAUGAAAUUACAACUGUAUCAAAUGGUUUCAGCUUGAUUAAAAAAUACACCCCAUUCUCUUUGAUUCACCAUGUCAAAUUACCAAUAAUGACUAAUUUUUCAUUGAAUUAUUUAACAAUACAGGAUAUUAUUCCCGAAAAUGAUAUCAAGCCGAUGUCUCCAUCAUUAUUUCAAGCGGAGUUUGAUUAUUCGUCAAUAACAACUGCGAGAUCAUUCAAUAAAGAAAUCCAGUCAAAUGUUCCUGAUCAAAUAGAUUUAGAUAAGAGUUGUUUAAAAGAGAAACAUAGCAGCGUAAUAUCGAGGAAAUCAUCUGAUUUAUUAAUCACUGAGCCAUCUUCAUCAACAUCACCAUCGUUGUCAUCAUCAGCGUUAUUAUUGAUGGAUUCAAAGAAUAAACAGUUAGUCUCCAAAUCAUACACUGCAAAGUCAACAGAUUAUUCUGUUGAUAAUGAUGACAUCACUUCAAAAAUAGUUAUUGAUAAAAACAAAAGAAGUCCUAUUAAACACAAUCCCGUUCAUAAAUUGUGUUCAAAUCCGUCGACUAUUGUCACUAAAACAUUUCAAUCUAAUUCUGAUGUGUAUGAUUUACUGUCUCAAGUUAAACUGAGUCUAAUCAAGGUGAAGCGUCAUUUAAAUGAACUGGACGCAUAUCAUGAUGAUGGUGACGACGACGACGAUAAGAGUGUUCAUUCUGUUGAUCAAGUUGGUGAAUCAUUAUCAUUAGCUCAUUUGGCUACAUCAUGCGAUCAGUUGAUAAAAUUCCUGGGUCAACUUAAAGCUUAUGAUUUUCGAAUAAAUUCUACGAAAUCUCUAUUGAAGUCAACUUUACCAAGUAGUAGUACAUCACUUGUUGUUACCACUGAUCAAGACGAACUAUUGAAUGAAUUGAAUAUUGUUUGGCGAAAACUGAUUGUAGGUACAAAAAAAUGGAUUUCGAAACUACAAUAUAAAUUUAUUUAUGAAAAAAGUUUAAACUAUUUAAUUAAUGAAUUUGAAAAACAUUUAACUUAUACAAAACAUCGUUUAGAUUAUUAUUUUCAACAUAUUCAUGUUAUAUUCUCUACUAAUAAUGAAAAAGAAAAAGAAGAAGGAAGUUUCAAUGAUGAAAAAAAAUUAAAUAAAUCAUCAGAAUCCAUUAUCACAUCAACGACAAGAUCAUCAUUAUUCUCUUCCACAUUCUCAUUAUCAACAUCACCAUCAUCAUCCUCUUCAUUAUCUGAAUUAUUAUCAUGUGCUCAAUUAUUGUAUACAAUUAAAUUACGAUUAAUUGAUUGGCUUAAUUAUACAACUUUAUUAUUAAUGUUAAUAAAAGAUAAUGAGAAGAAUGAUUGGUAUUCCAUAUUAGAUAAUGUAUUAUUACAAUCUAAUGAAGAAUAUAAUAAUAAUGAUAAUGAUAAUGAUGAUGUCGAUGUUAAUUCAUUGAAAAUUGAUCUUAUAAAACUUCAAAUAAAUUUCUUUCAUUUAUUAAAUUUAAAUAAAAAUUUAUGUUUAAAAUGUUAUCAAUUAUUUACAUAUUUAAAUAAUAAUAAUAAUAAAUUAUCAUUCAUUAAUAAUAAAAAUUAUUCUUUACAUAAUAUUGCUAAUCAUUUUAUCAUGGAAAAUCAAUAUAUUGAUUUAUCAUUAUUAAUUAAAGAUGAUUAUAUAAUGAAAUCUAAUUCACAAUUAUAUGAUGAUAAUGAUAAUAGUAGUAGUUCAGAAUGCUUUGAAUCUGAUCAUUUUUCAUUGAUAAAGAAAAACAAUCGUUCAAAUUUAUUGGAUAUAGAUUUGGUUUUAGCCAAUUCACAAUUAAACAACUUUAUCGUUUCUAAUUUAUCAUCAGACGAGUUAAACAAUAUUCAUCAAACCCCUAAAUCAAUAUACUUAAUUGCUAUGGUGAAACCAAAUUAUAAUAAUAUCAUUUUGAAAAAUAACAAUUUAUCAACUAUUGAGAGUAGAAUGCAAAGUGUACAUAAUGUCCAUGCUAAACCUUUGACAAAAUUAUUUGAUCUAAAACAAAUAACUGGUUUACAGUUUUAUCCUUACCCUGUUCUUCAUUAUGAUAGUAAUGAACAGUCUAAUUUCAGCAAUAAUCUGACAGAAUUAUCAAACAAUAAAAUUAAACAAAUUCAACUUCAUUUUAAUCUAACGAAUUCAAUGCAAAAUAUGUCGGAAAAAUCGAUCAUGCCAAUUAAUACAACUAUCAUCAGUAAUUUCAUGAAUUCAUCAAACUGCAUUUGUAUCAUCAGCACUUCUUAUAAAUCAAGUAAAAUAAACAUAAAAAGUACAUUUAAAAUAUCUUACAAAAGAAAUGUUCAUUUAAACGAUGAACUAUUAAUAAAUUCACCAUUGAAUCAAAUGUCUACAAUAUUGAACAGAAAUAUUUAUGAAAUCAAUUGCGCCAAUAAACAUCAUGAUAAUAAUGGUGCUUCUGAUCUUGAUCUUGAUGGUGAUGAUGAUGAUGAUCAUAAUAAUUCAUUACGUUAUUCAAUUAAUACUGUAUUUAAAAACAACUAUGAUCACUGUAAAUUAUUUAUUCAAAAAAAACUAUUACAAAACAGUUUACCAUUUAUGCGUAAUAAUAAACCUCAUUUAUUUCCUGUCUAUAGUUCACCUUCAACAUCACCAUCAUCACCUCUUCCACUGCCUGGUUCUAGUGUUCAUUAUUCACAUUAUCAGAACAGAAGUGUUUUGUAUAGAACAACAUCAUACUUAUCUAAGCGUUUAUGUAGUAGUAUAUUCACGAAAUUGUUAUCAUAUUUUAUUUCCUUGUGUAUAGUAUUAUAUCUUAUUAAUUUUCUGGUAAAGUCUUCAUUUUCUCUACCAGAUAAUCUGUUAGUUAUACAUAAAGAAGAUUGUAGACAGCAGACAUCUUCACAAAUAUUCUUUUAUUCAUUAUUGUCAUGGAUUAAACGAAUAGGCGUGGACGGUGUUGGUGUACCACGAAGAAAUGUCAGCUUACUUAGUGAAAAUCCAUUGACUAGAACGUGGCCAGAUAAUGCACCACCGUUUUAAACUAAAAAUCAUACAAAUAUUCAAUAACCUUAACAUGUGUAUGAAUGUUCGAUGAAUAUCACUAUAUAUGGUUGAUUAGAAUGUGAAAGAAAGCAUUUUUUUAGUUUAUGGGAUUGUACGUCUCAUUUCUUCCCAUUUAUGCACAUAUGGAAAUAUAUGUAAUAAUAAAAACGCAAUCAGUAUACCUUUGUUUUACUUCUCAUUCAAAAAAUUUUCUGUUCAUUUUGAAAGAGUAUCGAAAUUUACAGCAUGUAUGUUAUCAAUCAUAUCGUGAUUAUACAGUAGUUUUUUAAUCAAAUUCAUCAAUUGCAUACUAAUCUAUUCAACAGUACUAUACUUGAAGAGAUCACGAGAUUACCUAGAAAUCGGCGAACGGAACGAAGGAUCAGCGAAACAACGACAAAAAAGCUAAACUAUUCCAAUGCGUCCAGCCCCGCUAACUAGAGGGAGAAGUUCAGGUUCAUAUGAGGGAAAGUAUAUUCCACAGGCAGCCAGGAGCACGAAUAACAACAACCAUACGACUAAAGCGUAUAUACACAGUGUAAAAAUGUCUUUGGGAAACGUCACAACAUAGCAUAUUAAAAGAGGCAACCAACCAAUGACAUUUCAUCCAUCUGGAGAAGUAGUUUUCUUCAAUAGGUUAUCUCCUAUAAUGGCUUAAAAUGUGAUAUAUAUAUAUAUAUUCUGAACAUGUGAAUUUAAAUUAAGAGUACUAUAACCUGGGUGGAUAAGAUAUUCAAAAAGCUAUUUCAUCACCGUACAAUGAAUUAAUAAAUAAUAGUGCUUUUGCACUAAAUUAGAGUAGUUGUUUCUAAAUUCACUUUUUGAAGGUUGUUGGUUUACAUAUUAUGAAAUCAAAAGUAUGCGCUGUUGAGAAAAAUAACAGGAACUUUUUAAGUUUAAUAGACCAACCUCUUACCAUAUAAGUCUUCACAGAUAUAUAUAUUUGAAUAACAGACGAAAUUAAAAGGUAGAAAUAAAAUUGGAGGUUCACUGUCAAAGUUUGCCUACCAAUUACAGAAACCAAAAGAUACCUUUAUAGUUAGCUCUGGACAUUGAUUUUUAAAGGCUUCUAGUUCGAAGAAAACUAGAGGUAAAAUUAACACAUCCAAUCAGUCGAUAAAUUGAUUGAUUUUUAUGUCUAGAUUUGUUAGCAGCUUCAGAUUAGCUGUUUUUUGUCGUCAUGAUAGCCGUGGUGAGAAGUUUAAAACGUUGGCUGACAGUUCACAAUGGUACAGAUGCAUUCACUUUAUAUCGCCCGUAAGUGUUCCUUGAAUUUAUCCCUUGUUUUCUAUUCUUAUUCUUCAUUGUUUAAUCUUUCUCACCGUUACUAAUACUACCAUUAUUUCAACUCUUAUUAUUCAUCUUGUUAAUUCGUCGUGUCAUUGUGAUAAUGACUAAUUGAUAUAUAUAUAUUCAUGAUUCACUGAUUUCCAAUGUCAUCUUUAUUCAAAGUGAAACUUAUCUGUAAAUAUUUCCGGUUUGUCAAAAGUUUAUUUUUUUUUAAAGUCAUAAAAUAUUCUGUUUCUAUUCAUGGUCCAAAAUCGAGGAGAGUGAAAUAUCAAUACUUUUAUACUUUUAAACUGAUUGUUAACUAACUAGAUGCUAUUUGAUGUUACAUUAUCUAGACCUUGGUAUUUACUGCAUUUUAUCUAUCACCUAUGAAUAGAAUAUAAAUUGGUUAAAAACACCACAUUUUAUCUAUGUAAAUAAAUUAAAUAAAAAUUAUUGUACAUG